AUGGAAAAAAUUGAAUAUCGAGCUGUAAUUAAAUUUUUAUUUUUGAAAGGCAAUACGCCUUCACAAAUUAAAGAUGAGUUGGACUCUGUGUAUGGUGACUCUGCACCAUCGUUUACCACUGUAAAAUUUUGGGCAGCUGAAUUUAAACGUGGUCGCAGGAGCUUGGAAGAUGAUGAACGUCCUGGGCGUCCAAAAACUGUAACCACUAACGAUAACAUCGCUAAAGUUCAUCAAUUGGUACUAGACGACCGCCGGAUUAAAGUUAGGGAAAUAGCUGAGAUUAUGAAGAUGUCAAAAGAACGUGUUUGUCACAUAUUAAACCAAGAUUUGGGCAUGAGAAAGCUGUCCGCGCGUUGGGUGCCGGGUUUGCUUACGCUAGACCACAAACUUGCGCGCAUGAACAUUUCCAGCGCUCUAUUUGGAAGGGUUGCAGAGCUGGGAGCAUCACUGGGAGAACCCCCGGUUAAGGGCACAACCCACGAGCACUGCACCAUAGUAGCGGCAAUAGCACACGCCACCAGCGACAGCAACGCUUUCAUGGGCGAUUGCGUGGCUUAUUUCAUCGCAGCGCUCACGGUGGCGUAUACGUGA
Molecule: messenger RNA, 591 nt
Organism: Bactrocera tryoni
Lineage: Eukaryota; Metazoa; Arthropoda; Insecta; Diptera; Tephritidae
Product: protein GVQW3-like
Exons: 2
Coding region: 1-591 (196 amino acids)
Source: RefSeq, a predicted model, not a curated record